Coccidioides immitis RS is the source of this 369-nucleotide messenger RNA. RefSeq lists its product as uncharacterized. NCBI's taxonomy places the organism in Eukaryota, Fungi, Ascomycota, Eurotiomycetes, Onygenales, Onygenaceae. Bases 1 to 369 code for a protein of 122 amino acids. The record is from RefSeq and is a predicted model, not a curated record. The transcript has 2 exons.
AUGGCACACUAUAAGCACAUUACAGUCAACACUAAUAAUAUGAAGCUUGUUCUUGGCAUCAGUGCCAAAAUCAGGUCAAACUAUUUUGGCCUGAUUGAUGCACCUGAUCAUUCUGCUCCUGCCACCACCACCCACCACCUGCAUGCUGCCCCCUCCCCACCAACUACUGCUGCCACUGCUCCACCACCACCACCAUCAUCCACCACUGCUUCUCUGCCUCUCUGCCUUCCCCCAGCACUGUCAGGGUCUCCACCUUUCACAAAGCCAGUUCUGAAGGAGCAGAAGAAGAAGAAGAAGAAGUGGAAGAAGAAGAAGAAGAGAGAAAAAGAGAACAAUAAUGAUGAUGAAGAUGAUGACAAUAAUAAUUAA